UUGUAUUUCCUGUGUAAAAGAGAGACCAGGGGCAGUACUGAGUGUAUCUCAACAGAGCUGGCUCACUGAAGGGGACUCAGAGACUCUAAGCUGUGAGAUUACAGACUCCUCGACAGACUGGACAUUCAGCUGGUACACAGCUGUUCCCUACAGAGAUGGCUUAACUCAAAUAAAACAUAAUCAUGGCUAUAUCAUGUAUGUGGAGCUCCUCUCAGACAGCAGCAGAGGAUCUGGAGGCAAAUACACUCUCAGUCCUGCUGCUCUUAAUCACACAGGAGUUUAUAUGUGCAGAGGAGAGAGAGGAGAACCAGCCUUACACACACAGUACAGCAAUCCACAGCCACUAUGGAUCACUGGGGAAUCUCCUCCAGUCUCUCUGAUCAUCAAUCCCAGCAGAACUCAACACUUUACUACAGACUCUCUCUCACUGAGCUGUGAGGGCCAGAGAAACUCUACUGGAUGGACAGUGAGACAAUACACAUACAGUGAGAGAGUGUUAAAUUGUUCACGGUGGGGAUCAUUUACAGGCUCUACAUGCAAAAUCAGUUCAAUCGACACAUAUCACACUGGAGUUUACUGGUGUGAGUCUGAAUCUGGAGGGAGCAGUAAUCCUAUCAACGUCACGGUGCAUGAUGGUGAUGUGAUCCUGGAGAGUCCUGUCCAUCCUGUGACUGAGGGACAUCCUCUGACUCUACGCUGUUUAUAUCGCUACACAAAGUCCUCAAACCUCCGAGCUGAUUUCUAUAAAGAUGGAUCAGUUCUCCAGACACAGACUACAGGAGAGAUGAUCAUCCGAACUGUCUCAAAGUCAGAUGAAGGUUUCUACCACUGUAAACACCCAGAGAGAGGAGCGUCACCAAAAAGCUGGGUCUCAGUCAGAGUCUCAGGUCUAGGUCCUGGAACAGUACGAGUGGCUGUGGGACUGAGUUUGGCCUUCUUGUUCAUUAUUUUAUUAAUCUUAAUGAUCCUGCUGUGGUUCUGCAAAAUAAAGAAAGAAAAUCAGACAUCAGAGCAGAAUCAGAGCCGGUCAGGAGCUGAAGACUCUCAGUCAGGACACACACCACUUCAGGCUGAAGGAAAUCCUAAUAUCUAUACCACUGUGGACCAGGCAGAUACGAGUGGAACAGGUGAAGCUGCAGCUGAGAGCAGAGAAGACACUUGCGCAGAGGUCACGGAGAAAAAUAAGGCAAAGGGGAACAACAAUGUUGAUGCUGAACCCAGUGGUGGUGAUGUGACUUAUAGUGAACUUGUAAUAAAACCACAGAAAAAAUCUAUGAGAAUAAAAGAAAAAGCCAGUGUUGGUGCUGAUACUGUAUACUCAGAGCUGAAGCUGAACACCAAGACUUCACUGGACUGAACUCAACCAUGUGGACAUCCGAUCUGCUCAUGGGCAAGUGUGGCUGGACUAAAGCUGGGGACCGUUUUGAUCAAAGUGGUGGAAGAGGAUGACACCACUUCAGUCCACAGCAGUGAAAAGAAACGUUUGCCAGAUUCAGUAAUACACCUGUGCAAACUGAAAGAGUAAAUUAGAUACUUAAAAAUUAAAUACACAGGGCUACAGAUUUCACGCUGUGGUUUGGAUGAUCUAGUAGACACCUUAUGAAGUCCUAUGAUGUAUAGCGCACAUUACAAUGGUUGCACAAUUGCUUGUUUUUUUGCUACAAAUUGCUUAUUUAAUUUAGUUAUGCAUUUACACAUUCCAGCUUUUGAGAAAUUGUUCAUUAUAAGUUUUACUCUCACAUUUUUACAUUAGAUUAUUUACAUUACUAUCGUGUACCAUGUGUCCUUUUUAACGUUGUUGUAUGUUUCAACUUAUACAGUACAUUAAUUAAACUCAUUUAACCAGUCACUCAUGUCACAGGUUUAACGGUUGUUUUUUGCAUAGUCUGUAAAAUGAACUGAAAAUAUAAAAUUUAGUUUAUCAGAAGGUAAAUUAAUGUGUCCUGACUCACACUAUGUUCCUAAAUUCUGUCACAAUUGACCAGCUCAAGUUUUCUCAUGCCUACUUGUGUGUUAUAUUGUGUCACAUUAAUGUUACAAUCACUAAAAAACAUAAAUAAAUAUAAAAAAAACAACCUAAACAUGCUCAAUUUUUUGUAAUUCGGAGCACAAGUGCUCCUAAAAGAAAUUGUUAGCGUAGAGCCCUGCUACGAUACUGAUGAAAAUAGUAUCUGAAUGUUGCUAUAGCGUUGGUCACAGGGGCGAGUUCAUAAGGUAACAUGGGUCUUUGUAAAUGUGUUGAUAUGCCUGUGUGGGAGGAAUGACUUCAGUAAGGUUGUAGUUCUUGCUUUUAAAUCUGUCUUUUUGUCCGUUAUCUUUAAAUGAUUUUUUUCAAGGCAUUUGAUACCCUCGAGCACCCUUUUCUGUUGAAGUCUUUAGAAAUCUUUGGCUCUGGUCCCAUGUUUCGUAGUGUAAUAUCCAUGUUCUAUAAUGAUGUUUUCAGUAGUGUUUCCCUGAACCUGGGUCUAAAGCAGA
Messenger RNA from Ictalurus punctatus (channel catfish), 2475 nucleotides. Its product is annotated as low affinity immunoglobulin gamma Fc region receptor III. Gene Ontology annotation, molecular function: transmembrane signaling receptor activity. Gene Ontology annotation, biological process: cell surface receptor signaling pathway. Bases 194 to 1357 code for a protein of 387 amino acids. Lineage: Eukaryota; Metazoa; Chordata; Actinopteri; Siluriformes; Ictaluridae. The transcript has 10 exons. The record is from RefSeq and is a predicted model, not a curated record.